Molecule: messenger RNA, 417 nt
Organism: Candidula unifasciata
Lineage: Eukaryota; Metazoa; Mollusca; Gastropoda; Stylommatophora; Geomitridae
Source: the annotation of a GenBank genome assembly
AUGUACACACUGUCUAAAGGCCCAAACAACAAAUUAUCAAUGAGCGCCCGACGAGGGCCGCCGAGACAGCUUGAAUUCGAAGGUUACUACACCAGAGAGAAGUCGACGAACUCAAACGGGGAAGGGUACUUUUACGAUCAUCAAACUGCAGAUAUGAGUAAUCCAAAACCAACAUUCCAGUCCAAGAAGCCAGUGAAUAAAUGGAGAUUGUCACAGUACAGCCAAAAUCCAGCCUUACAUGAAAACCACUUGGAAAUGGCAAAUUUAUUAUGUAAACAAUGGAAGAAAGUCAUGGAUCGCUGUCAGAAAGGCAGUGUUGAAGAUAUGACAUAUGUGUUUUAUUCAGAAAGUGAACCAAACAAAAGUCUUUCUGGUGUGAACAAUCAGGUUGCUGAUCGUCUGUCCAGGACAAGAUAA